Molecule: messenger RNA, 2996 nt
Organism: Danio rerio (zebrafish)
Lineage: Eukaryota; Metazoa; Chordata; Actinopteri; Cypriniformes; Danionidae
Source: RefSeq, a predicted model, not a curated record
ACAGUUUGAGAAGUCAGUUGUUCAGUCCAGCUCCGUCCAGCCACAGUACAGGAGAAGAUCUGCAGGGCUCUGAUUUUACAAGGCUUGCAAACCGAGAUGGUUCUCCGCCCUCCCCGCGUCCUUCAUGCAACUUUCUGCUGCUUUUGUCUGCUUGUUUUUUUUCUCUCUCCUUCUUUUCAUUCCCUGACCCCUAUCCUGCUGCUCAAGGUAACUUAAAACAGGAAGUUGAGUGUCUGUGAAAGGGGGCGGAGCUGAGAGGGUAAGCAGAGAGGAGGGGGUGACUCUGCCUACAGACGGCUGGCUCAGCCUAUCGUAGCGCAGACUGACUCAGGCUUAUUUGAAGAAUCCAGCGAGGGGCAGGGAUCUCAGAGAUAGGCGGGCUUAGAGUAUCGUUUAGCAAGCUAGAUUGAUUACAGCCGAGUGUUAAAGGGAAAGCAGUCAGGAGAAUUUGUCCCGACUUGUUCUGCUGCUCUGCUUUGCUCUCACACUUCUGUUUCUUUUCACGCUUCCCUUUUUCUCCAUGUCUCCUUCACUUUCUUGCCUGUUUUUUCGGUCACUUGCUCCGAGGCAGGGGUCAGCUGAAAGACAAACAGUAGGGUUGUCAGGCAGAGGCCAACUCCAGGCUCCGGGCGACUCGGACAGGAGAGGAAUGAGAGGGGGUUGUGUGUUUAGGAAAGGGGGGUGGAGAGUGGCUGAAGAAGAUGGGUUAGUGGAAGGGGGAGGGUUUUGAAUGGGGGGGCGGUAGGUGUUCGCGCUCCCCUCAUCUCGGGGCUUUGAACACAGUGGAAGAUCGACUGUCCCACACAGCCUUUUGUCUCCUCCUGGGACAGAGCCUGUGGACUAAAGACAUUUAUGAAGACUUUUGAGAUGCCCUCCUCCUUUUCUGGCAUCCACAACACCGCACAUGAAGGGCAUGGGCAGAUCUGGAGAUGUCGGCAGACUCAUUUGGAGCGGGUGGCAGCGAUGCCCAGCAGAGCUUACAGUCUUUUUGGCCCAGGGUGAUGGAAGAGAUCAGGAAUCUUACUGUGAAGGAUUUCCGUGUGCAAGAGCUUCCUCUCGCUCGCAUCAAGAAAAUUAUGAAACUGGAUGAGGAUGUGAAGAUGAUCAGUGCCGAGGCGCCGGUGCUGUUUGCCAAAGCGGCACAGAUCUUCAUCACAGAGCUCACUCUCAGAGCCUGGAUCCACACCGAGGACAACAAACGCCGCACACUACAGAGGAAUGACAUUGCCAUGGCCAUCACUAAGUUUGACCAGUUUGACUUCCUCAUCGAUAUCGUCCCCCGGGAUGACCUGAAGCCUCCGAAACGACAGGAGGAAGUUCGUCAGUCUGUGGCCCCGACUGAGCCUGUCCAAUAUUACUUCACGUUGGCGCAGCAGCCUAGCGCAGUGCAGGUCCAAGGGCAGCAGCAGGGCCAGCAGGUCUCCGCUCCCACCGCCACCACACUACAGCCCGGCCAGAUUAUCAUCGCUCAGCCUCAGCAAGGCCAGGUAUUGCAGGGAACCACCAUGCAGCAGCUGCAGCAGGUGCAGGUCGCUCAAUCUCAGGCGACCCCCAUCACGAGUGCUCCGGUGACCAUGCAGGUGGGCGAGGGUCAGCAGGUGCAGAUCGUCCAGGCUGCUGCACAGGGACAGGCCCAGGCACAGACAGCACAGCCAGCCGGACAGACCAUGCAGGUCAUGCAGCAGAUCAUCACCAACACAGGAGAGAUCCAGCAGAUUCCAGUGCAGCUCAACACUGGCCAGCUGCAGUACAUUCGCCUGGCUCAGCCCGUCUCAGGAACACAGGUGGUUCAAGGACAGAUACAGACACUCGCAGCAAACACUCAGCAGCUUUCACAAACAGAAGUACAACAGGGUCAGCAACAGUUCAACCAGUUUACUGACGGGCAGCAGCUCUAUCAGAUCCAGCAGGUGACGAUGCCGGCAGGACAGGAGCUGACCCAACCCAUGUUCAUCCAGUCCACCAAUCAGACAGCUGACGGGCAGGUCACUACGCAGGUCAGCGCAGACUGAGCCCAUCCAUCAUGAAGCCCCCCCGGCACUAUCAAAACAGUGGAGGAGGAGACAAACAACACCCAAACCUUCCACUUCCCAUCAUCUCUUCAUCAAGACGUCAAUCCAGAAACCCAAUAAUAAACCUUAGAUUCAAGCUUCCCAUAAUUUACCGUCCAAAAACAGUUUGGGUCUCUUCACUGAGUGAUGGAAGGAUCAAUGUAUAGCGGCAGAGGUUUGCUUUCUGCCAUUGAUUUCAGCUACGUGUCUUCUGCAAUAUGGAGUAUGAACCACUGUCUUCCUCACAGUAUAGGUUGAUAUGUCCUCGUUUCAUAGUUGGGCUAGAGAUUAUGCUUCAGUGAUAGUGAUAUUAGGGUAAAACCAGAGCUGAAGGGCACUUGGGCUUGUACAGUGGUCUUUAUUUUUUAAUUUCUUUUAUUAAGCCCUCACCCAGAUCAUGCCAUCUCAUGAUGUGUAGACUUCUAAACUCGAUGAUUAAAAGCCAUAAUCUACACAUUCUGUAUCUCUGUAGUUUGGUUCUGUGAUUGAUUAGUAAUGGUAAUAGUUCUGUUGUAGUAUCUCUUGUAUAGUUUUUGAUAAGGUUGUGUUUGUUAAAGGGCUUCUUCUUGUUGGGUUUUCUACAUGCAGAAUGGUCCCCCCCCCCUCUCUCUCUCUCUCGGUGUGAAUGUGUUUGAAUGUGCUUUUUCCUUGCGUGUCUUUCUGGACCACAUUUAAAGAGGCUUCCUCUGCUGGAAACGGAACAGCUCUAUUGUUACCUUCCUAAUGAAAUAAAACCCUUUUUAUAUAAACAUUUUAAUUAUUAUUUUUUUUAAAUCACCCUUUUGUUGUUUUUUCAUAUCAUAAAUGUUGGUCGUGUUGUUAUUUUGCAUGUAGUUAUGACUGCCAGCAUGAUAUGCAAUACCUAGGUACAGAUUUUAUUUUUGUGUUUUGUGUUUAUUUUGUAAACAGACCUUGGUUUGUGAAAAAAUAAAAUCAUAAAAAUGA